This is a messenger RNA of Engraulis encrasicolus (European anchovy), 1689 nucleotides long. It is a transcript of the gene gpd1a, whose product is annotated as glycerol-3-phosphate dehydrogenase 1a. Gene Ontology annotation, cellular component: cytosol; glycerol-3-phosphate dehydrogenase (FAD) complex. The record is from RefSeq and is a predicted model, not a curated record. Bases 125 to 1180 code for a protein of 351 amino acids. The transcript is spliced from 8 exons. Lineage: Eukaryota; Metazoa; Chordata; Actinopteri; Clupeiformes; Engraulidae. Gene Ontology annotation, biological process: glycerol-3-phosphate catabolic process; carbohydrate metabolic process. Gene Ontology annotation, molecular function: glycerol-3-phosphate dehydrogenase [NAD(P)+] activity; protein homodimerization activity; NAD binding.
ACUCGCUGGGGGUGAUUGAUAUUUACAGCCUGAAACGCAGGCGAGGUUCCAGGUCUCGCGGACCGCUUGAGACGAGCAGGAUACCCCACACAGCUGCACACGUCUCGUGACUGAAAGUGGAACAAUGGCUACUUCCAAGAAAGUUUGCAUUGUUGGCUCUGGAAACUGGGGCUCAGCCAUUGCCAAAAUUGUGGGAUCCAAUGCUGCAACGAAUGCCAGAUUUGACAAAGUCGUCAAUAUGUGGGUUUUCGAGGAGAUGGUGGAUGGACGCAAGCUCACAGAGAUCAUCAACACUGAUCACGAGAAUGUGAAAUACCUGCCUGGGCGGAAACUUCCAGAGAAUGUGUUGGCAGUGCCAGACCUGGUGGAGGCUGCGAAGGACGCGGAUAUCUUGAUCUUUGUGAUUCCGCAUCAGUUCAUUGGCAGAGCGUGUGAAACCAUGAAGGGGAAAAUCAAAAAGGAUGCUCUCGGACUCUCGCUCAUAAAGGGUGUGGAUGAGGGUCCCGAUGGCCUGAAGCUGAUCUCUGAUGUCAUCCAGGAGAAGCUGGGCAUCACUGUCAGUGUUCUCAUGGGUGCCAACAUCGCCAACGAGGUAGCGGACGAGAAGUUCUGCGAGACAACCAUUGGUUGUAAGAGCAAGGAUGAUGGCUCUUUACUGAAAGACCUCAUGCAGACCAAGAACUUCCGGAUCACAGUGGUGGAGGAGUCAGAUGUGGUGGAAAUCUGUGGAGCGCUGAAGAAUAUUGUGGCUGUGGGCGCGGGCUUCUGUGACGGUCUGGGUUUUGGUGACAACACCAAGGCGGCGGUGAUCCGCCUGGGCCUGAUGGAGAUGAUUGCCUUCACGCGUAUCUUCUGCACCGCGGGACCCGUCUCCCCGGCAACCUUCCUGGAGAGCUGCGGCGUGGCCGACCUCAUCACCACCUGCUACGGCGGACGCAACCGCAAGGUCGCAGAGGCCUUCGCCAAAACCGGCAAGUCUAUAGAGGAGCUGGAGAAGGAGAUGCUGAAUGGCCAGAAGCUGCAGGGGCCGGCCACCGCUGCAGAGGUCCACCAGAUCCUCAAACUCAAAGGCCUGCAGGACAAGUUCCCUCUCUUCAACGCCGUCUAUGAGAUAUGUUACCAGGGCCGCAAAGUCACAGAAUUCAUUGACUGUCUACAAAACCACCCAGAGCACAUGUGAGCCAGUGAAUGACCUCAGCUGUGUACAGUAUGUGUGGCUGUUGACUGAAGCUGUGUGUAUUUGACAAUCGUGUCACGGCAAACCAAAGUACAGGUGCAAAUCCAUCCGAAUGGGUUGUGUGUGCGCGCGUGUGUGUCUGACGCAGCUGUUACAGUAUGUUCCUUAAAAAGUGUGUUUACACCUGUGUGUUUCUGAGAGAAUGAGAGACUUCAUAAUCCAGGUACCCCCAUCACUUGUUGCCUUGAGAUCACUGACCAGCUGUUUAACGCACAAAUAUUGCCUGCCAGUGCUGGUGUGGUCUUAUCUCCCUUGCCUGCCUAAGACAAGCACUAUUAAGCCAGAAUCACGAGAUGAUGUCGGCCUAUCACAACCACUGUGCCUUUUGGCCUUAAAUAUGACCUUCCGUCCUGGUGCCAUUUAAAAAAACAAACAAAAAAACAAUGUCUUUAAUUUUAAUGACUGUGAUAUAAAUGUACUGUAUGAGGCCAAUAAAAAUAUAUAUAAUAAAA